Molecule: messenger RNA, 9625 nt
Organism: Pelodiscus sinensis (Chinese soft-shelled turtle)
Lineage: Eukaryota; Metazoa; Chordata; Testudines; Trionychidae
Source: RefSeq, a predicted model, not a curated record
UACAUACUCUCAGGGAGCAAAUCUGGCCUUGUGGCUAAGGCACUUGACUGGAACUGAAAUUCUAGGUUGUCAGUCUCUAUGUAACCCUGGGCAAGUUACUUUCUUUGUCUCGCUCUCUGGCCAUGUCUAUACUUACCCAUAGAUUGAUGCUCUGGAGGGCCAUCUUCUGGCGUUCGAUUUAGUGGGUCUAGUAAGGACCUGCUAAAUCAAAUGCCAAGGGGCUGCCCCCAUUUACACUGGCACUCCUACUCCUUGGAAGGAGUAAGGAAAGAUAAUGUGAAUGUUUCUCCCAUCGACCUCCCGCCGUGGCAGUGGUGCCAAAGUUUGACGCAAGGUACUUAAUGUAAUUAACGUAGCUGGAGUUGCAUAUCUUAAUUCGAACUUAUCCCCUAGUGUAGACCUGACCUCUCUCUGUGCCCCAGCUCCCUAGCUGUGAAGUAUGGAUAGUAAUGUCUUUGUCCUCAUAGGCAUCUGAUCUUGGUUCAGUCCUCUCUAUGUUCUUUUGGUGUAGAAGUGUGGUGUCGCCAUAAAUAUGGUUGGGUUAUAAAUUAAGGCAUAAAUUCUUGUUUUUCUUUAAAAGUAGGUGGCCAGUUGGUACAAAGUGUUUUAUUUUAAGCCUGCUGGUGGUGGAGACAGUAAUAUCAAAUCUGCUGGGAAAUCCCACAAAGAACCUUUUAUCUGAGACAGUGACCAGGCCUGUAAAUUGAAAUCCCCGCAAGAACUAUCCAGUUGCAGUUUGUGAUUCCUGAGUUGGAAGUUGGAAGAACACCAUGGAAACCUCAUACUGGCUACUGCCUCUUGCAUGAAGUAUCAUCUCCACACCACUGAGGCAUGAGUUUUAUGGGAUGUGAUUUGGAGUCCUGUCUUCCCACCUGUCGGGGGAUUAUGGUGGGGAUGACUGGUGUGAUGAAACACCCCCCCCCGUGUUCGCACCCUAUACAUGUUGUACAAAAUAUGCCUUGUGAAGUUUCAUUUGAAAACUAACAACUCACUGGUUGGUAAUGUCACAGAGAAAUGUGUGUAGUGAUAGUAGAUAUACGAUUUAAACAAAAGCUGAAAUCAUGACAGAAUUGUGUUUACCAGGCAAGUCUGGGAGUGGAUAAACUUGUUUCUCAAAGACAAAGGACAGACUCACAGCUUUGGCCUGGUGUCCUCUAAGCUGAUGGGCCCUCACCAAUCAAGUGGCAAUUCUUUGGCAAGGGAGAAGGGUGGGGCAGGAGUGAACAGAUCUGCACCUUAGCAAACAGCCAUUCACCUCUUUCACUAGCAGACUCCUGGAUUCCAACCUCACAAUAGGAAUGACUGUUAGGGAUAACCCUCAAGAAAAUGGAUUUCAAAGAGAGAUUGAACUAUAAAAAGCAAGUGGAAGAACACACCCUAUCCAUCUCUUGCUCUCUCACGUGAGAAGACAAAAGAAAUCAGCCUAUUUGGAAGAGAUCCUGACCUUGGUCAGCUUUGUUGCUGGACCCCUCUGACUCUCCGUUCCCGUUUCGGUGCAGAUCCGCCUUGCUCGGACCCAGGGGAACAGAACUGGGCGCAGCCCUGCAGAGGGGUGCUGACCAGCGUCUUGCUUCAAAAAUAAAAACAUUAAAGGUGAGAGAUGAUUUCAUUUCCACCUGCAGGUCUUCCGGGAGAAGUGAACCUGGUUGAAACAUACACAGUGUUGUCCAGCUCCUCUGAUGAUGUCUGGUGCCUAAUUGGCCAGCAACAAAGGCAAAGUGACUGGGAGUCCUGCAGCCUGGGGAUAUAUAGCGGAGUGGGAGGCCAGCAGGCCCACCUUUGCAUCCCCGGUAGCUCAAGGGGCGGCUGCGAAAGGUAAGGUUUCCUUGCUGUGUCUGGCAGGCAUUGUAAAAAGAAAGGGACCAUUCAGCAAACACAUCUGACUCCCAGUUGCCGCACUAGUCUGGGACGAGAGGGGUCGAGUGAGUUUGUGCCUAGCACCUGCCUGGGUUACAAACUCCGGGCAUCUUCCACCAGACGUCUUGGCGCACGUGUGCGGACUUUGCGGGCAGGAAGCAGCCUGCCAGCCGCUCUGACAAGACUCCGCUGCUGCCUUUCAUUUGAACCACUGAGGCAGAGGGUAGGAAGCAAGUUCUGGAGGGGGCUGCAGUGGGGCAGAGAACCCUCAACGCUUUCAAAGCUCAAAUGUAGCAUUCACCUGUUCUCUGGAGAAAGACGGCGUCUCGCCUGUGCCCACUGACAUCACAGCUACCUCGUUCAGAUGUCCACCCUACAUUUCCCCACCCCCUCCAGCUUCUGUGCCUGGCACCACCCGUGGCAGCCAGCCCCUUAGAAUGGAAGCCAGCUGGAAAAAGUUUUGUAACUUGAGAUUUUAUGGGCAGGGCAGGCUCCCAAAACCUCCCUGUCCCUCCCACUCUGCAUUAGUGUGCCCGUCACUUCCCAGAGGAGUUCCUUUGUAAAAGGGGAGCAGGGGAGGGAGUUUUCUAGCUGUAGAUUCAUUGGGUCAUUGCUCUCUCCAGCAGGUAAUGGCAUGUUUGUCUAGUUCAAAGGAAGCCACGCCUCUGAUUUCUGUGAUAGAGAACUUUUUUUCCCCCCCCCCGACACUUUCAGUGGAAUUUCCAGGGGCAGAAACGGAAUUGUCUCACUAUAAAUCUUAGUCAUUCAUCCCUGGAGGAGCAAGGACACAGUUUUUCUUUCAGCUCUACCUGAAAGGUUAGGUCUGCUGGGAUUUUUGUGAUUAUUAACCAGAGGUUCCAAGCCGCUUAUUUACUUUUUCAAUCUGGGCAGGAAGUCUGAGCUAAAAUAGGUGGAGGGAUGGGAGUGUAAUUGCCAUGGUGUGUCUGCGUUCCUGCUGUGUGCUUUGGGGGUGGAGAGAUUUUUUGGUGUCGGCACGGCUGUGCCUGGCCGGGGAAGGAGCACCCAGACCUGUCUUCAGAGGCUGUGGCCGCCUGUGCGGAUGAGCGAGAGCUGUAGCCAUGCUGCAGCAGAUCUUGGCAGACAUGUAUAUCGAGCCUGAGCUGUUGGCAGAGCUCAACGAGGAGCAAAAGCAGAUCCUCUUCCUCAAGAUGAGGCAGGAGCAGGUCAGACGGUGGAAGGAGAAAGAAGCCGCCACAGACAAGCACUCCCUGAAGAAAGCCACCCCGAGGAAAGCGCACGGGAAGACGGUGAAGUGGAAGCUUGGCGCGGACAGCGAAGUCUGGGUCUGGGUGAUGGGCGAGCACACGUCGGACAUGCCUUAUGAGGUGCUCUGCGAGGAAAUCCUGGCACAGCGGGCUCAGCAGCAGCAGGAAGCCAGAGGAAGUGAAACAUUCCUGGAAGCAUCUGCUCCAGGGUCCCUGGGCUCUCAGCAGGGAUCCCUGGGAGAGGCAGAUCGCAAAAAGGAGGAGGAAAAAACUGGAGCGAGGGAAGAGGAAGAAGCGGUAACGGCGGUUCAAAAGGAGAGAAGCAGGGAUCUUGCUCAGGCUACCCCCAGUAAAGGCAAAGACCUGAACCAGAUGUUAACAGAAGCCAAGGCUCAGCCGAGGAAGUCUGCCUUUCAGCAGCAGGGGAUGGAUAUUUCACGGAGGCGGCCGGGAGGCAUAAGAGCAUCCGCAGAGAGGACACCGCACAUUAACCCCAACCAGAAGGAGGCCACGGAGUCGGUGCAGAAAUCGGAUAAGGACGAUCCUGAGUGGCAGGAAUCCUUGAGGAAGUCCAAAGCCGCUGAUGAGAGGAGACGCUCCAUUGCAAAGCAGGCCAGGGAUGACUACCACAGGCUGUCGCUGCAAGGCAUCCGCAAAGGGAAGGUCGCCGAAGUUUCCAAGACUUUUGGGAGCAAGGAGAACAACUUGCCCCCCCGUCCACCCCUUCCACCGAAGCCUAAAAACCUAAACUCUGGGGUAGCAAAUGGGAGGCCCAACAGCAACCCAGGCGUGCAGAGAACCAUCUCCUCUUCCACCCAGGAGAGCAUCACCAGGUGGUUUAAAGAGGAGCAGUUUCCUCUUCGGGCUGGUUAUGAGAAAUCCACGAACAGGAUAGCGCCCUGGUUCCAUGGGAUCCUCACCCUAUGGCAAGCAGAGGAGCUUCUGAGCAAAUCUGUGCCCGGUAGCUUUCUGGUCCGGGUCAGUGACAAAAUCAAAGGCUACACACUCUCCUAUGUGUCCCGGGAGGGCUGUAAGCACUUUCUAAUAGACGCCUCCAGCAGCUCCUACAGCUUCCUGGGAGUGGACCAGCUGCAGCAUUCUACACUGGCCGACCUUGUCGACUACCACAAGGAGGAGCCCAUCACUUCUGUGGGGAAGGAACUACUGCUUUACCCAUGUGGCCAGCAGGGCCUGGAACCUGACUACUGUGCACUCUUUGAGUGAGAGCCUCCAGUCCCCCCUUGUGACACAUACCUGUGCCUUCCCCAAAUGGACGGAUGAACUGUUAUCCGAAAGAUUUCCCCACCUCCCCCUCCAAUGCACAGCCAGCACCAAUCAAGUGAAAUCCUCCAAACUAGUGCCUGGGUCUGAGAAUGCUUAGCAGCAAAAUGGUGAGACAGCACUUAAGGUUGGGCGCUGUUCUCUAUUAGCGGCAUUCAGCAGCCGAGCAAGUGCUGGAGGAGCCCUAGCCAAGGAAAGGACCUGCUGGGAAGGAAGAGGCUGCCAUGUGUUACAGCAACAGUUUGUGUAAAUGUCUCUGGGCUCUCGCAGCUCAAUCAGAAUUUUGCCCUCCGAUGUUGCAACCCCAAUUGCCAGGUUGUGGGAAGUUUGCCAGCUGUGCAGUGAAAUUGGUAUUUCAAACUCGACGGGGUCGCCUCUGGUCAAGGAGCUGAUCCGAUCCCCCAGUGGUAAGUUGCAUAAUUGCAGUUCAGUCCUCUAGCAUUAGUGGACACUCAACGGGCUGCAGGAUCAGGUCCAUUGUAAAAUCCACCCCAUGCAGAAGGGCCGGCACAAGACCAGUGCAGCCCAUGCAGCGACAUAAUCCCUGACUAGAAGACUUUGGUGAGGCUUAUCUCCACACGGGGGAGAAAUAAACCUUUUGGAGAUGGGAGGGAAACAGCAGGUUUGUUAAAGAAAGCAAGCUGGAAUCUGGUGGAGACGUUUUAACUCUUGCAUCCACAGAGCCUGGGCUAUUUCAUAUCCAGUAAAACCUUUUACUGUUCAUCAGUUAUUACACAAGUCGAAUGUGGACACGAACAAUGCGAGGUGCCUGCAAAUAAAGUGCCCAGUCUUUUCCAUAAUGGAACAACUGUUUGCUGAAGUUCUGUCCACACGUCUCACCCAAAUCACACACAGGCACGUCUGAGAGAGAACUGCUCAUGCUGAACGGCGCUGGGCCUUCUACUUUUUGACGUAAACAGCUGAGCUUUGCUUGGCCCAGAGAGCUGUGGUAUAAAUAUAUCAAAGCCCAUGUUCCCGCUAAUCUUUUCCAGCCGUGUAUGCAAUAAAUGUUAUGUGAACUGAAGCAUGUGCACCACCAGUAGAAACAAAAACCUGGCUGUGGGCUCUCUGCUAAUCAGCUGGGCAGCAUUUGAAUCGCUCCUGAGCAGCUGCACAAGUGCCCCGCUUGCAAGGACCACUGGUCGUGGAACAGCUUCGAAGCGCUUCUAAAAUACGUCCUAAUGUCAGUGCCAGGAUUGAUGGUGCAUGGUAUGAAAAACAGAUGUGUUAUUGCUUUCCACUACACGAAAUGACAACCUCAUACAAGCUCUGUGAUCUGAGUAGUGAAUGAAAAUCAGUCCAGUUUCAGGUUAAAUUACCUGUCCAUUUCUCCUCUUCCAUGUGGCUUGGGGUUGUUCUGCACAACCUAAGAAAACCAUCAACACAAAGGCCUUCAGGUCACUUCUGAAAAGAGCAUCCUACACUUCGCUUUUAUUCUGUGCCCUGUGGAUUUUGAUUCUAUUCUCCAUCACAUAAAAUAUUCAACUUACGGUAAGAUGUUCUAAAAGUAAGAUGCCUUACCCCAGCAAUGAGAGAGAGGAUGGACUUGAUGCAGGAAGGACUGGGUGAAGUUUUCAUGCUCUGCUAAACGGGAGGGCCAAUCAGAUGAUCACAAUGAGCACUUGGAUGCUGUGUAAUCAGUUGCCACAAGGUAGAGGGGGAGCCUGCCUGCCAAGAGUUUUAUCACAAUGAACACAGUGAGGAUUACAUUGGGUCAUAGCAGAUGUUCAAGCGACUGUUGCUCUUUGCCAAGCCACAGCUGUUACUGAAGCAUGCUAGGCUUGAAAAGUUUGCCCCCCCAAUCAAGAACACGCUUACAACUUGAUGACAAGCCCUCAAUCCAUGUCCAUGUCAGAAGUGAUUUGCCUGGUCUUGCGGCAUAAAACUUGGCGAUACCUAAUAGCAAAACCAGCGCUCUUGGAAAGCUCAAAAGAAAACCAUAUCUGGCCAGACUCUUAAUUCCUGCUUUCACCAACCUGCUGCUUUCUCUUCAGUGCAGGGCCACUGAGCCAAACAAAGCAAAACACCUUGAUGUUGGUGAGCCCAUGGUGUUUAAAAUAAACCACUGUUUGAAGACUGUAUUCCAGCACAGAAGUGGUAUCAGACUCACUGUGGAGCUCUUCAAGAAUUUUGAGGAACAAGGACAUUUUCGAGUUCAGGAGAAGCAUGAUGGCCAGAUUCCCAGCUCUGUCAUAGCUCUGCAAUGCCUAGCAAGAGCAUGGGGGCCGAACCUGCUGCCUCGUCUUGUAAAAUGUGCAGAACCAUCUGUCCCUGUGUAACACCUCAGCCCUUUUGCAAACUGUUGCAAUUUUCAUCUGUUACUAAAAAAAAAAAAAAAUCAGUUAUUUUUAUUCUAUAGCUUUUUCAUCAUGUGUGUUUGAACCACAAUUGCACAGUGUGCGUCUCUACAUUCAAACUAGUUUACGUUGACAGGUAAAACUCCUGCGGUCACUGUCACACUGUACUGUUAAAUUGUUUCAUUGCGUGUUGUCAUCACCAUUCCCUGAUUUUGUACGCUUUUCUCCCCCUAGCUGUUCCAUGAACUGCGCGCCUACUUUUGCUGUGAUACAAUCACAGCCGUAACCAGAGGUUUCCUGUGUAAGGUGCACUCCUGGUCUAGCACAGGGGUUCUGCCUCCAGCUUGUUGAGAUGGUUUUUCCCCUCACAGAGCUCCCACUGCAGCACACAAGGCUGAGAGCAAUGUGAUGUAACAGCAUCGAUGCAGGGAGGCUAGGUGGAUCCUUGUAGCACCGGCUCUAUUCGUGGACCAUUUAUUUAGCCCACAAUUCAGUGUGUGUUCUGUCGUGAACCUAGGUGAAAGGCUCAGUGGUUCAGGCCCUGAAGACCAAGAGCAGGCAUUCCCAGUAGGAGGGCUGUAAUUAACAAGGGUGCCUUUCCCAUUCUUGCUUUAUCUCACUUCUCCAGUGGGGCAAGCUGUACUUUCCAGCUGCUUGUAAUUAAUCGCAGCUUCAAGAGAACAGCACGGUCCCUUCCUUCCCUUAUCAUUAAUUCAGGGCUCAGGGGGCAGUGAGCCACUGUGGAAAGAACAGAGUGAUUGAAACGGUUUCUGCGGCCAAGGAUUACAGCAGUGUUGUUGAAAGCUCUGCUUGUCACGGUGUGAAAGGGGCUGGAUGAAGAUGUUAUGCCAGGGCAGGGACGGAUUAAAGCUUGUGCAGGGCACAAGCAAGGUAGGAAUGCCAGGCCAAUCACAUGGUGGGAGGAGUGGGGAACAGGCGCUUGAGGCACUCAGACACUGCACCUAGUUUUGAGUCAGUUUCUGGGAGACCGCUGCUGUGUACAAGGGGUGGGAUUUAAAUAAGCCUGUUGAUUCAGUGCAUGGAUUUAUCAAUCGUAUCUUCAUAGAUUUGAAAGCAGGAGUCUUGUGUGUCUGGCCAUGCAGUAUCAGCAUGCUUACACACACUUUUGAUAAGGGAAGAAUUUCAAAGAGUUUUGUAGGGCCUAAGAAUUACAGCACUCCCCCCUUUUUAAGAUUAGCUAUUUAGAAUCUAGAGUCUUCCAACCAAUAUUUCUCCACCCCACAUUUAAAGGCAGGUGAGAUUCUAGGGCUAAAGAUUUGAAUAGUGCCUCUUUAGCUCGAGAGGCUGACAGCUGUGGGUGAUGGUCUCAUCUCACAGAACCCAACAAGUUUUAAAAAGUUGAGCAUAACUUCUAGAAUAUCAAGUAAAAGAAGGUACUUACAAUAAGGUGUUUUCAGUGUGUGUCCUCUGCCAAAGAAUGUUUCACAAAGGUAGGGGGCAGUAUGCCUACUACCCGAUGUCCACAUACACCCUAUUUUAUUCAUUGUUACUGUACUGCCUGACAUUCUUCCUUCCCCUGGCUUUCCUUAUGGUAAUGCACAAAUAGUGACAACCCCAUUCAUAUCCCAAAUGGCUUGAAAGAAUUUGAAGCUACUGAACAAUGAAAUGAUAGGAAAACAGGAGGAAAGCAAACAUUAGCCCAUGCAUCUGUUGUUGGCUAAUACAAAUUAAAAUGCCAAAAGAAACAACCGCAUUAAAAGAAAAUAGUUUAUGGUUUCAAUAAAAUAUCUGAACAGUGCUAGAGGCAACUAUCAAACAAAGCUCUUAAAAAGCAGAUCAAUUUCUGGGAAGCACUUAGGAACACUGAGUAUCAGAGGCUCCAAUUAAUCCUUCAUAGAAAUAUUUCUUAUAGCACUUACAGACUCCACUAUGCACUGGGUAAAAUGCUAGAUUUGGUUUAUACUGAAUACUUUGGUAUAAACAAGUCACAAAGAGGCCCUUCAUUUUGGUAUCUACAGCAUUUGUUAUUCAGAGUCAUUCAUUAAAUCAGGAUUGCAGAUAAUGUUCCUUUUUCUAGUGGAAUAAAAAAAAGUUCUUCAUUUCAGUACUCAUGUUCUUCUUUUGAUAAAUGAAUUCUCGUCACACUACUUCCAAUAAAGAAGGUAUGCAUUUCAGCCUGCUAGCCAAUUUCAGGAUAAGCACCUCACGGGUGAGAGAAAUGGCUCUAUUUAUGGAUCUAUGAUCUAAACUGCAAACCAUUUUCAAAACAUACAGGAAAGUUGUGCUAUUUCUAACUAAGGCCUGAAGUAGGAAAUUUACAUCUGCACAAAAUAACUCACAUGCAAAACAAGUUGACUGUAAAACAAACCAAGCCAGAUAUACUUAACAUUCUCUAGAACCAAACAUGUUGUAAGAGUAGUCUGCAGAAAAUUCCAAGCUAUGGCUUUUCAUUUUUGGUUUAACGUAGAGAGUAGGGUAUAACACCAGCUCUAGCAUUUUGGAAUUUCAUAUUUUACGUAGAUCUUUAUCUUUCUAGAUUCUAGACAGCCUUGUCCUAGAUGCUCCUGUCUAUGAAACUAAAUGUGACUGUGUCUGUCUACUCAAGACUGGCCCACAUUUUCAAAUGCAACUACUCAUUUUGGGUGUGCUCCUUAAGCCACAUUUAAAGAGGUUAUUUUUUUUUUAAGAGCAGGUGCUCUGUGCUUUUUGAAAACCAGGCCCCAUUUAGGUGUGGCAAGGUGGACACCUAAAAUCAUUCCUCCCUUUUGAAUACAAAGGUCACGCUAAGCCCAAUCCUGCCAACACUUGUGUGUGGGAGCAACCCCACUAGAGUACAUUAAAGAUGGACACAAGUCUUUGCAGGAUCAAGGCAGGUGUUGUCACCACCUGGGGAUAUUUCAAUGGAAUGCAACACACCCUUUCUUAGGGCAGCACAAGAAUUGAACACAAGCUCCUGGUUUCUAAAAUCUUUCUUCUCACCUUGCCUUUGUCGCCAACUCCCUG